CUGUGCCAAUGCUUCCUGAAUACCCUCUGGUUGUGGUUGAAGACCAAACCACAAAUGAAAUUUGCGACGGUUUUGAGCUCGAUCGCACACAACUAAAGCUCAUAAAAUUGCUUGGGACCGGGAACUUUGGCCAAGUUUCCAAGGCAAUUUAUCAGCCUUCCCAACUACAAGUGGCUGUCAAAUCCCUGAAAGAGAACGCCGAAACGGUGGACCUAGAGUGCAUCAUGAAGGAGUUGGAAGUUAUGAAAUCUCUGAGGGCUCAUCCGCACGUCGUGGAUCUCAUUGGUCAUUAUCCUGUGUUUAUAGUUUUGGAGUAUCUGCCAUAUGGUGAUUUGUUAGGAUACCUGCGUAAGAGCAGAGGAAUUGAGGACACUUAUAACACAGGAGAAAAGGGACCAAGUUCAGCACUAAAUGAAAAAGACCUCUUGUCUUUUGCAUGGAUGAUUGCUGAUGGCAUGGGUUAUUUGGCAUCAAUGAAGUUUGCUAAUUUCAGGGUGGUUCAUCGGGAUUUAGCAGCUCGAAAUGUUUUAGUUGGAGAAAACAGAGUGUGCAAAAUUUCAGACUUUGGACUGGCACGAAGAUUGGAGAAAAAUAUCUAUACGAGAAGGACUCAGGCACGACUACCAAUAAAAUGGAUGUCCCCAGAAUCAAUUUUCAAGGCUGAGUCGACAACAAAGAGUGAUGUAUGGUCUUACGGUAUUGUAAUGUGGGAACUGCUUACGCUUGGCGGAUCGCCAUAUCCUGAUAUGAGUGUGCAAGAGCUCAUUCCCAUGCUGGAGGGUGGAUACCGCAUGCCAAAACCGAACCACGUCUCAGAAAAAUUGUAUGCCAUUAUAUUGGAGUGUUGGAAUGAACAGCCCGAAAACAGACCAACUUUCAGCUGGAUUUGUUUUGCAGUCAAAAGACUUCUGGACGACGUGUAG
Stylophora pistillata is the source of this 923-nucleotide messenger RNA. RefSeq lists its product as uncharacterized. Gene Ontology annotation, cellular component: signaling receptor complex; plasma membrane. NCBI's taxonomy places the organism in Eukaryota, Metazoa, Cnidaria, Anthozoa, Scleractinia, Pocilloporidae. Gene Ontology annotation, molecular function: ATP binding; transmembrane receptor protein tyrosine kinase activity; protein binding. Gene Ontology annotation, biological process: multicellular organism development; positive regulation of kinase activity; cell surface receptor protein tyrosine kinase signaling pathway. The record is from RefSeq and is a predicted model, not a curated record.